AUGGCACACUCGCAACUGAUAUGGAACAACGAUCCACGACCAAUUGGUCUGUGCCGAGUUGCUCAUGGGUUCCAUGUCUGGCUGCGGCUCCGCACCGGCAUCACACUCGAGCACACGUACUCGUUACUAAAAGGAAUCACGGAGAACCUAGGAGCUCUGGCCAGCUACUUGACACCUCGUCUUGCUGACUCGGUAGCUGAGUUCUCGAACGACCCGUGGAACCCUGAAACCCCGGAAGGGCCCAUCAGCGUCCACGGCAUGUGA
Chaetomium globosum CBS 148.51 is the source of this 264-nucleotide messenger RNA. RefSeq lists its product as uncharacterized. The coding region runs from base 1 to 264 and encodes 87 amino acids. The record is from RefSeq and is a predicted model, not a curated record. The transcript has 2 exons. NCBI's taxonomy places the organism in Eukaryota, Fungi, Ascomycota, Sordariomycetes, Sordariales, Chaetomiaceae.